UUGAGGAGGUCUUGUUCAUUCCCAACUCGAUGGUGUGAAAUAAGAGCUGAUGGUAGGCCUGGAAAACGUCUCGAUGGAACGGCAACUGGUUCCUUUUCGUACGUGAUCAUGCAAAAAGGCGUUCGACAGCCCACUCAAUCUUCAGCACCUCGUCUUCUUGAUAUACAACGUUCACAUCACCAUUCCACCUGUACGGUGUGUACGUCGUUCAAUGGUCUGCAGCAGUUCGUCAUCUCGAAACGAGCCGGGCCACUUUACAAGAAACUGAAAUCGAAGAAGUCUGGAGAGCUUCUGCCGAUCAGCCUAAAAUCGGUGGCUACAGAAUCACAGUUUGACUUAUACGACGAAGCAGUUAAAGACUUUCAACAAGACACAACCACAUCGUCAACAUCCUCCUCGUAA
Messenger RNA from Anisakis simplex (herring worm), 402 nucleotides. The record is from the annotation of a GenBank genome assembly. NCBI's taxonomy places the organism in Eukaryota, Metazoa, Nematoda, Chromadorea, Rhabditida, Anisakidae.